AGGGCCCCAUCCUUCCCCCACCGCCGCCCGAACCUGAGAGCGGGACCCGGCCCAGGGAUCGGCGGCGGGCGCUACAGACCUAGCGCCAUCACCCGCCGCCCGGGCGCCCGCGUCUGCGCCUUCCCCGGGGCCUAGUCAGCGGCGGCGGAGCGGUCGAUGGCCCGGCGGCGGCGGCAUGCGGAUCCUGUUCCUGGCGGUGCUGCGGCCGCACACCGGCAAUGCGGUCACUGCCGAGCGCGUCCGGGUCCAUCUGGAGGCAGCAGGACAUGUGUGCAUUCUGAAAGAUGCCUUUGACUUUGAGAGCCCAUCUGAAAUUGCAAACCUCAUUGAGGCUGAGAAGUGUGAAGCUGCCUUGGCCCUUCACUUGUACCGGGGAGGCCGACUUGUGCAAGGUCAUGGAAUCCCUUUUGGAGUCAUCUUUGGUGGAACUGAUUUAAAUGAAGAUGUCAACCAGGGAGAAAAAAGCAAAGUGAUGGGAAAGGUUCUUGAGGAGGCCAGAUUUGCUGUCGCUUUCACAGAGUCGAUGAAGGAAAUGGCACAAAUGCAGUGGCCACACGCUAAGGAUAAGAUCUAUGUCCAGAGUCAAGCAGUCUUAUCACAGUGGACUUUGUCUUUCUCUUGUUCCUUUGAGCCAGGAAUUACCACAACACCAAAUGCCGCCUUUAACUGGAGCACCUUUCUUCAACGUGCAGAGAUUAACCAAAGUGCUGAUAAUUUACACAUAUUUCUUCUGGUGUGUGGCCUCCGACAAGUCAAAGAUCCUCUUUAUCUGGUAGAUGCAUUUUCAGAAUGGCACCAAGAAGAGCCCAAUAUUUACAUGGUAAUUGUCGGUCCCGAGGUUGAUCCUGUGUUUACAAAGGAAGUAAAAGCCAAAGUGAAAAGCUCCAUACCUAUGAGGGUCCUGCAAGUAGACCCUCUCCUGGUUCCAUGUUGUUUCAGGGCCACUGGGGUCCGGCUGAUGGGAGAGAUGCCUCAGGCAGACCUCCACGCAGCUGUGAAGAAUUGCUUCGCUGUGGUGAACAGCUCCGUCUCCGAGGGCAUGUCAGCUGCAAUCUUGGAGGCCAUGGAUUUGGAAGUCCCGGUGUUGGCGAGGAACAUCCCCGGGAACGCUGCCGUGGUGAAGCACGGAGUGACGGGGCUGUUGUUUUCAGAUCCUCAGGAGUUUGUUCAGCUGGCAAAGAGAUUGGUUAGUGAUCCUGCAUUAGAAAGAGAAAUUGUGGCCAACGGGAAGGAAUACAUUCGAACACACCACUCGUGGCAGGUGGAGCGAGACACCUACCAGCACCUCCUUAGGAAGCUCGAGGGAAGCCUGGAGGCCUGAGGGACCACAGCUCCUCUGGUACCUGGCCUGGGAUGCACAGCUCUAGGUGAACACCGGGGAUGGGGUCCAGGCAGCUUGGCUCCGGUCCAGUGGAAACCACACCAGUCUAAGCAGAAUCACAGAUGCAACGGCUGUGAGUCCCCAGGGGCACCAAGUUCAUCCCCAGCCCUUCUGUGCAUUCUGGCCCCAUCUCAGGUGUCUGCCUGUCAUCCUGAAGGAGGUGCAGGAGCUGAUGGGGGCAGGGAGGGCUGACUGGCUCCCAGGGAUUGAGGAGAGAAUUUGAUUACCUGCUCUGGGACUCUGGAACAGACCAUGGAGACUUAAUUUCAAGUAGUCACAGUUCAGACCUCCUGGCCUGUCUUCUGAGUGACUCGACCCAUCCUUGCCAGUACCAAAAGCAAAAAUCAGAAGUGUCAGCUGAGUGGAGACCUGGUGGCAUUUCUGCCAGGACCUCGGGGCCCUGAUGAGCACAGGGUGGCCCCAGGCUUCUCUUAACUCCAGAGAGUGAUGAGGUGUGCUUCCGAGAAUGUCACCAGCCUGCCCUUGUGAGCAAGGCUAAUCUCUCAGUGGAAUUUAUGCUGAAAACCAUGUUGGAUUGAGCCCACCUCAUUGUAGCCCAGAAAAUACUUGAGUGACCACAAGAUGGGGACUGAGGCUGGAAUCAGGGUGGGCCCCCUUCCCCUCCCAGCAUCAGGAACUGGGGGUGAGAAUCAAACAGGCCACCAGCCUCCAGACCAUGGCAAGACUAGGACUCAGGUCCGUAGGAUGCUACUGACAACACAGCAAGGUGUGCUCAGGAGUCAAACCAGCAGUCACUGUCAUGGUGGCCUGCCACAGCAGCCAGUCCUCCCUAAAAGCAGUCUUCAUCUUUUGGUGGUGUAAAAAGCUGGGAGAAUCUCAUCAAAUCCCAAAACCUUGUGAGCCAAUGGACAUUCAUUACAACAGAUGAGGACUGACACGUUCCCUACCUCUUGUGAGGCAGAAAACAGUUGGCUUUGAUGGGGGAUGAAGUGACGCCACUCAUGGACCCCCGAGGAGGAGGAAGGUGUUUGGGCUCCUCGACCCUCUCGUAGGAGGAGGCGAGGGAGGAAUGACCUCCAGUGCCAUCCAUGCUGGAGGCUUUACAACAUCUUGGACUUUUUGCUUUAUAACCAAUGUGUUUUUAAAAAGUGGCAAAACUACAUCUUGAUUUUAAAAGAAACAGCCUCACAUUAGACAACUUAAGCUCUGAUUCCUUGGGCAUGAGAACAGUGGAUUUGGGUUCCAUCCCAUGUAAAGUGAUGUUUCAUUCUGUUGCCUCAAGAGCGAGAUAGAAGCAUGUUCCAGAAGGGCAGCAUUUGGAAACAGCAGAUUUGGUGAGAUGGGGAGCCCUGCUGAGCAAUGGCCCCCACUCUUUUUUUUUUUUUUUUUUGGUCUCCGAGGGUCCCCAAGGUCAUGGCUUCAUAUCUAGGCCUGGGGAGAGAGGGAGGGAGGACUCCUAGGAGAAUGGCUCCAUCUGCAUCUGGAAUUCACAGGGUUGCCCAAAGAUAAGGCACCAACAGGUCUGGCAUUAUCUCCGAUCCUGUCCAGGGAUGCUGCUAUUUAGAAAAUCCCCAUCAUCUGGAAGCUUGAAUCUGUUCUUCUUUGGUGACCUUACAGACACUUGACCACCACUGCACCUCACCGUCACCGGCUAAUGUCUUUGUGUGGAAAUGUGUACAUGCCUCACGCACUUGGCAGAAAUGUGUGAUCUUAAAUUAAUAAAGACCGUCCCUAUCCGC
Molecule: messenger RNA, 3081 nt
Organism: Nycticebus coucang (slow loris)
Lineage: Eukaryota; Metazoa; Chordata; Mammalia; Primates; Lorisidae
Gene: GLT1D1
Product: glycosyltransferase 1 domain containing 1
Exons: 12
Coding region: 176-1321 (381 amino acids)
Molecular function (GO): glycosyltransferase activity
Source: RefSeq, a predicted model, not a curated record